This is a messenger RNA of Durusdinium trenchii, 1830 nucleotides long. The record is from the annotation of a GenBank genome assembly. Lineage: Eukaryota; Dinophyceae; Suessiales; Symbiodiniaceae.
GUCCACAUUAUCGCUGUGAGCGCUUGGACCUUAUUGAAAGGAAACAAAUCUGCAUUCUACUCGGGUGGAGGCCAUCGCUACAAGGGUGGAGGCCAUUCCAAGACGAACCCUUUUUCUCUCGCUCUCGCUCUCUCUGACUCUGAAUCGAGGCCGGAACUCCCAGGUUGCAAGUGGUCAAUGGCUGUCACCAGAAGAUUUGGCUUACGCACUUGGCCAACGACCACGACUGAGCUAGUUUUUGCAAUCUUUCAGAAAGUCAAAUCCCACCCUGUGACCUGUUUGUUCAGACUAAUUCUUUUCAAUCCGAGGUUGGCGUUGGGCUUCGGGCUCAAUGUGACGGUGUAGGUUGAUCACAAAAGAUGCUCUGAACUAUGACGUAAGAACCCGUUUUGCAGAGGAAGACGAGGUUCAUAAUGCUUAUUCAGACCUCGGAUUAUUUGCUUAGACAUAUCCUAUUUGGGAAGACGCACUCCUUUGACUCCCACCAUUCUGCCACUCUUACGUUCAUUGUCAAUUCGAUUCUUCUAUACUUAAUCCUUGUAAGGUUAGUUUCGGGCCUUGGUUAAAGGCUACUAGUAGCUUCUUGCUACUAGUAGCAAUGCCCUUGUUACUAGUAACUUCUUGUUCCUAGUAAUAAGGCCAGGAGCUACUAGUAGCUUCUUGUUGCUACUCCUUGCCAAACACUUGGAUGGACACUCUUCAAGUGAAACUGGUCAAAGGCCCGGCCCGCAGAACGCCGUCAUCGAGCCUGGAGGCACUUUGACCUUUGACGAGACAGAGACGGACGGCCUAGCUGGAAGUCGAUACUGGCCAAAGAUGGGCUGUGACGCUCAGGGGAACAAUUGUGUGUUGGGCGGCAGUGGUGGUCCAAAUCAAAGGUGCACCCUCAAAACUCCCGACUAUUCUUCCUGUGCUCCGCCGAUCGACACCAAGUUUGAGGCGACAUGGGGGCGUCAGGGCGAGCCAUGCGACCCAGCUACGAACAAGAUGUCUGGCUGUGAUUUCGUUGAUGUCAGUUUGGUGGAUGGCUUCACACUACCUUUCAAGCUGGAGGUGUUGUCUGGCACUUGCACUGGCCGCGUCUCGGAUGUCAAAGUCGUGGACUGCUCCAGCCUUUCUGUAUCACAAUGUCCUACAGAUGACAACCUUGGCGCCGGACCCAUUAACAUGCAGGCGUUUAGCCCAAAGAUUGGCAAGCCUGUUGGCUGUUAUGCUCCUUGCUUGAAGAAGAUCGACACGAAAUGGAACAACUUUGGCGCCAAAGGAAAGUCCAGAAACGAUCCUGAUGUGACCAAAUAUUUCUGCACGACUCCACCGGAGACAUCUCAGACGUGCAAUGCCGGGCCGCUCCCACAAACCAAGUAUGUACAGACAGUGCAUCAGCAUUGCCCUGGCGUUUAUGCUUUUGCAUAUGAUGACGGACAAGGCUUGAUGCGUUGCUCAUAUGGUCAGUACAAAUUGACCUUUAUGUGUCCAGACACAGCAAUUCCGGACCGACUCUACGAAGAUGAGGAAAAUGAGAAAGAGGAGACGCCAGAGAUUCACGACGCUUUGAAUGCGGUUGGUGCAAUCACCUUGCUUUUAGUCGCAGGAUUCCUUGGAUUGGGCCUUGCGGUGCUUGGCAUUCGACGGGUGCAUGGCAUUCGUUUUCGCAGAUCACGCCAGCAUCACCAAGAUGAGUUGGAUGUAGAGCUCAUGCAAGAGUGAUUGCAACCGAACCAUGCCGACACUGAGCGGACGCUGAGCCAAGCCAUCCGUUGUGAAGGGCUUCCUUCAGCUCAGCCUGGGAAUGCACAGCUGGCUUCUGAAAAAAAAAGAACGAGCAUGAAC